AUGAAAGUAAGGAAAAACUCAUAAAGUGGGAAAGUUAGCGAAAGAAGCAGCAGAAGAUAACUGGAAAAUGAAUAGUUGGUUAAAAAACCUGAUUUUUUGAAAGCAGCAACUCUUGGAUAAAUAUUUGUAGUUUGUACUCAACAAUUGGGAGGAUUAGAGGAUGGUAAUCCAAAUUAAUAUUCUUAAGGAAAAAUCACGAAGUUACAAUUUAGAAAGUUUCUGAUGACUGAAUAGAUUUGCUUUGUUUUCAAUUUAAUGGGUUUGGGAUUGAGUGUUAUGCAAUAUGAUUUAGAAUUUGAAGAAGAGAACGAGGAUAUUUCAAAUUGUUUAUUAUGGAUCAUAUUUAUCUCUACAUUGGUUUUAUUAGUUUUAACUGUCUUGCGUUAUUAAUAACACAUGAAUUGGUUGAAAUCAAGAAAACAAAUUAGUUAAAAUGAUAGAAUAUGGCAAACUGAACAAUGGUAUCCAAUGCUCAUAGAAUUGAUAAUUUAUUGUGUAGUUCCUUUUCCUUUCACGAUUGGGAUGAGAGUGUACUUUUACAAUAGUUUUCAAGAUGCAACUGCCUACUAUCAUGUUAAUGAAAUACUUGCUCUAUUUAUGAUAACCAGAACUGUGUUUAUCUUUAGAACUAUUUUGGCUUAGACAUUUUGGUACAGCAACAGAACUCAAAGAGUAUGCAAUCUUUACGCAUGCGAAGGUAAUUAUAUGUUUGUGGCCAAAUCAUUAAUGAGAACCUCUCCAUAUACUUCAUAAUUCAUAGCUCUAGUGUCUUUGAUUGGCAUAUUUGGUUAUGGAGUCAGAAUAUGCGAGAACCCAUUAGCUAGGAAUGACCCUGCAAAUAAUAAUUUAGGUAGAUAUGCUAAUGCUUUAUGGAAUAUUAUCAUUACAAUCACUACAGUGGGAUAUGGAGAUUUCUAUACAAGAACAGAUUUAGGAAGAUUUGUUAUCUUCGUUGUUUGUAUUUUAGGAAUAUUUGUAAUUUCUGUUAUGGUUGUCACUCUUAUUAACUCCUUGGUAAUUUCAACUUUAGAAUCCCAUGCAAUUACUGUAUUGGAAAGAAUUCAAUUAAGGUAGAAUUUAGUUUCAUCAGCCUCUUGGGUGGUGUUCUACUCACUUAAAAUCUAUGUUGCACUCAAAAAGGGAAAUCUGAGUAAAGUCUAGCUCAAAAUAUUACUGAUUAAAUUAAGGAAGAAUCUGAAUGAUUUCAAAAUUUCAAGGAGAAAAUAUAGGAAUAAACAAGAUGUAGGGAAUAUGAAUGAAGAAAUUACUAACUAAUUUAGUCUCUAAAAAUCAGAUUUUAGUGAAGUCAUUGAAAAGUAGAAAGGAUUAUUAUAAUAAAAUUAAGACAUCAUGAAUAAAUUAGGAGUAGAAGCUAAACCAUACAUAUCAAGUCCCUAAUUGUGA
This is a messenger RNA of Paramecium tetraurelia, 1404 nucleotides long. RefSeq lists its product as uncharacterized. Gene Ontology annotation, biological process: potassium ion transport. NCBI's taxonomy places the organism in Eukaryota, Ciliophora, Oligohymenophorea, Peniculida, Parameciidae. Gene Ontology annotation, cellular component: plasma membrane. The transcript has 4 exons. The record is from RefSeq and is a predicted model, not a curated record. Gene Ontology annotation, molecular function: small conductance calcium-activated potassium channel activity; calmodulin binding.